UCACCGUCCACAUUAAAGACCAUUGAUCAAAUGGUUAACAUUUGUGGUAUCGACGUGAUACUUGCAUUGCAGCCCAUUAAAUGUGCUCGUUAUCAAGCGAAGAGUCUAGAUUGAAGGAAUAGACUGUUUAGUGUCCCAACGUAGUUAGGAAGGCUAUAACUUACAGUGCUCCGAGGAAACCGGAGCAUUUCUCCUUCUACUUUUACUCUCUCUUUAUUUCUUUCCUUCUUCCUGCGGAUGACCAAACGCUUUGUGGGAUAAGAGGAAUAAAUACCAGCAACGAUGUGAAGAAGAGAUUACAGUGAAGAUUAGAUCUGAAGCUCUAUCAGCCUUGUUAGUUUUAGACGAUCCUUCAUGUACACAACAGUUAGCUCCAUCAGAAACUAAUCAAACAUUGAAAAAGCAUGGCUAUCGAGUUGAAGCUGCUAAUCGACAAGGAGAAAAAUAGAGUCGUGUUUGCCGAAUCCGAUACGUUUUUUGUCGAUGCCCUCUUCAGCUUCUUGACGGUACCAAUAGCUACUGUGGUGCGACUCAGCAGCAAGAAAUCCAAUCUCGGAAGCAUGGAUGCGUUGUAUGAGAGCAUAGAGAAUCUCCAUUCUCGAUAUCUACAGACAGAGGCUGUGAAGGAGAUGUUGCUCUGCCCACGAAGUGCCUCGGAGGCCCAAACAAAGGACGUAGCGCUAAAUGUCAAUGCAGAGGUUACUACGUAUUACAUAUGUGAAAAUUGUCGUUUCAAUGGGGCCGACCCCUUAAUCAGUACUGUUAAGAACGUCCGAUGUCGCUGUGGAGGAGCGAUGAUUGUCAAGAUAGUUUUUAGGAAGUCAAAGCCAGUUGUGGACGGUAGCGAUGAGGGAGUCUUUGUGAAGAGAACAAUGAGGUUCAUGAUAAGCGAUGAUCUACAGGUGGGGCCCAUUUCCACGAAUGCCUGCCUAUCGCUGCUUAACGAGCUUGGAGUCAGGGACAGGGCUGCUCUCGAGGAGAAGAGUGUGAAUGUGGGUACCAAUGAGGCAUUGCAUAUACUGAGACAAUUGAUGGUCUCCAACACACCUUUGACGGACGUGUUUCUGCCGAAGCCAGAUGCUCUUGGGAAUGCUUCUGGCGCCCUAAAGUUGUACCUCGAAGACAUAGCCACAGAUAAGAAAGACACUGGCAAGAAGAUGAGCGUGAAGCUUCUGGUCAGCGAAUCCAAGAACAAGGUGUUGUAUGCAGAGGCCACAAAUGACUUCUUGGACCUUCUGUUCAGCUUCCUCACCUUCCCUCUUGGGUCCAUAGUAAAGCUCUUGGGCCCAGGUUCUUCUAUCAGAUGUUUGGACAACUUGUACAGAAGCGUGGAAGAUUUAAGCCGUGACGACAAUUGUAUCAUUUCGGAGGAAUGCAGGGCCAUGCUACUUGACCCCAAGCUAUCGGUUCAUUCAGGUUGUGACAACCAGCUACUGCCUGUCGUGGAUACGGGCCCUAUGACAAUCGACACUUCUCUCUUUCGGGAAUGUCAAGUCACUUCCAUCCCUCGUAUCGUUUUUCUAAGCCCUUGUUCAGCAUUCCAUUUCAUAAAUCCGAAGUUAAGUGGUGCAGCGACGGAGUGUGGAGGAGGAUUUGUGAAGGGACCGAAUACGAUGUUAAUGGUAACAGAUGGGUUAGAUGUGAAGCCUCUAUCGUUUAUUUCAGGCAUUCCAAUCCUUGACAGAUUCGACGUGCCCAUCAGCGAUGUACAGGAGCGAGUAGUGAGCGUGGGUGAGGAAGAGGCUCUAUCUCUACUGAAGGCUGCUUUGUUCUCCAGAACAGUUCUGAGUGAUGUCUUCUGUCAGAAGAAAGUAAAUCAUAUGGAGAUCAAAUUGGAACGUGAAUGACAGCGUCAACUAGAUGGCUAGGAUCGUCUUAUUUUGGACCAUGCCCUGUUUACUAUGACAUAGAGGAGCAUAUCCACUCUCUAUUAUAGUUAUACAAACUUGGAUUUGUAAUUUAUAUAUGGGUGUUUGAAGCUUUAUAGGUCUCACUUGCCAAUUUUAGAA
This is a messenger RNA of Magnolia sinica, 2009 nucleotides long. RefSeq lists its product as uncharacterized. NCBI's taxonomy places the organism in Eukaryota, Viridiplantae, Streptophyta, Magnoliopsida, Magnoliales, Magnoliaceae. The record is from RefSeq and is a predicted model, not a curated record. The coding region runs from base 405 to 1847 and encodes 480 amino acids. The transcript is spliced from 5 exons.